AUGCCGGCGGCUCAGACUCAGCCGAACACGUUCAGCUUCAACGCCGCGAUCAGCGCCUGCGAGCACUCCCUUCAAUGGCAGUGGGCUGUGUUGCUCUUAUCGGAGAUGGCCGCCUGCAAACUUUCACCCGACGUCGUCAGCUUCAAUGCCGCCAUCAAAACCACCGAGGUGGGUGGGCAAUGGCAAAUGGGGCUUUGCCUCCUGUCCCGAAUGCUGGCCAGCACUACAGUUCCUGAUCAAAUCACUUUCAAUACUUGCAUUAGUGCCUGCGAGAAGGGGCUACACUGGCAGCACGCUCUGUAUUUGCUGGCCACCAUGCCUAUAGCGAGGGCCGCCCCAGACGAGAUUAGCUACAAUGCCAGCAUCAGUGCAUGUGAGAAGGGUGGCCAAUGGCAGAUCGCCUUGUGCUUGCUGGCAGCGAUGCAUUCUGAGCAGCUUGUGCGUGACGUCAUCAGCUUCAGUGCUGCAAUAAGUGCUUGCGAAAAGGGUGGCGAGUGGCAGCUGGCUCUUGAGCUGCUCCAUGAGAUGCCAGGAGCUGAUGUUCUGCCCAAUGAGGUCACCUUCAAUUCGGCCAUCAGUGCCUGCCAGAAGUCUGGGCAGUGGCAGAUGCCCCUUCAGCUGCUGGUGGACAUGGCAGGUGCCCGGGCCAUGCCAGACACAGUGAGCUUCAACGCCACCAUCAGCGCCUGCGAGAAGGGCAUGCAGUGGCUGAUGGCGCUCUGCCUGCUCAACAGCAUCCUUUAUCACCCUUUGGAAUUAUUGUUCAUUUUUGUUCAUAUAAAACACCCAGAGGAUAUUCAAACAAAAUGUUGUUUUUUUAUUUAG
Symbiodinium natans is the source of this 825-nucleotide messenger RNA. The record is from the annotation of a GenBank genome assembly. NCBI's taxonomy places the organism in Eukaryota, Dinophyceae, Suessiales, Symbiodiniaceae.